AUGGAGUCCUGGGAGCAGCUGCGAGCGCAAGCGAGGAAGAUCGAAGGCGACGUGGAACGCGCCCUCCCUCAAUUAGCGUCGCUCGCGGCCGACGGCGACAGCGGCGCCGAGGCGCAGCGGCUCCUGAAGACGGUGGAGGACCACCUCAAGGCGCUGGCGCGCGUGCGCGACUCGCUGCAGGCCGAGGAGGCGCGCGAGCCGUCGCCGGCGCGCAAGGCCGUCGUCGAGCGGUGUCGCGCCGUUGUUGUUGAUUAUUCGUCCGACGUCGGCCGCGUCGCUAAACAACUGCGCAAGAACGCGGACCGGGCGAAGCUCUUCUCGGGCGCGGACGACGUCGUCGACUUGGAGGGCGGGCCGGACCACCUCAAGGGCGUGCACCGCGAGCGGAAGGCGACGACGAACGCGCUGCGAGGAGUGGGCGACGUCAUCGAGCAGGCCCACGAGGCGCAGUCGGACCUGGCGUCGCAGCGCGAGACCCUCGAGGGCUCUACAAACACGGCGCAGUCGCUGACGGACCGGCUCCCGUCGAUCGACUCGAUCAUCCAGAAAAUGCGCCAGAAGAAGUACCGGGAGAACGCCGUCGUCGGCGUGACGGUCGGGUGCUGCGCGUCGUUUUUGCUCUGGGCCGUGCUCACUUGA
Messenger RNA from Pelagomonas calceolata, 639 nucleotides. The record is from the annotation of a GenBank genome assembly. NCBI's taxonomy places the organism in Eukaryota, Pelagophyceae, Pelagomonadales, Pelagomonadaceae.